AUGGCAUUUGACACGGUGUUGCCUCAACUCAUAGGGGGGAGCUUCCUUGUUUACAAUGGCAAGAUAUAUGCCCCAGUAAAGGUCUCCGAAGAGAUGACUGGUCACAAGUUCCGGGGGUUUGCAACUACCCGGAAAGGGCCCACUCACCAGCUCACUGGGACUCUGACUAGCCUCGGCCUCAAAGCUGAUGGCCUUCGAUCCUGGCCGUGA
Messenger RNA from Coccomyxa subellipsoidea C-169, 210 nucleotides. RefSeq lists its product as hypothetical. Gene Ontology annotation, molecular function: structural constituent of ribosome. The coding region runs from base 1 to 210 and encodes 69 amino acids. The record is from RefSeq and is a predicted model, not a curated record. NCBI's taxonomy places the organism in Eukaryota, Viridiplantae, Chlorophyta, Trebouxiophyceae, Coccomyxaceae. Gene Ontology annotation, biological process: translation. The transcript has a single exon. Gene Ontology annotation, cellular component: ribosome.